CCGACCUUAUAAAUAAGAGCGCAUAUUCGCGCCGGGCCUCUUUUCCACAGUAUUAAUUCAAGGGGAUAAUUGUCGUGUUAUUUUAGUGAGCUAACUCUAAAUUCAGAAUGCCGGAAACCUCAAAAAUGAAUGGAUAUGCUAAAACAAAUGGUCACAGUUAUGAUAUGGAAGAUGGAUCUGUGUUUUUAUUUACGUCGGAAUCUGUCGGCGAGGGUCAUCCAGAUAAAAUGUGUGAUCAAAUAAGUGAUGCUAUCCUUGAUGCGCAUUUGAAACAAGAUCCUGACGCCAAAGUUGCUUGCGAAACUGUCACAAAGACGGGAAUGAUUUUGCUGUGCGGUGAAAUUACCUCCAAAGCCAAUGUUGAUUAUCAAAAAGUAGUCAGAGAAACAGUGAAACACAUUGGUUACGAUGAUUCUUCCAAAGGGUUUGAUUACAAGACAUGCAGUGUGAUGCUCGCACUAGACCAGCAGUCACCGAACAUUGCUGCGGGUGUGCAUGAAAACAGAAAUGAAGAUGAAGUUGGGGCUGGGGAUCAGGGGUUGAUGUUCGGCUAUGCUACAGAUGAGACAGAAGAAUGCAUGCCACUCACUGUAGUACUUGCUCACAGACUCAAUCAGAAGAUUGCAGAACUAAGAAGGAAUGGUGAAUUUUGGUGGGCUCGACCUGACUCCAAAACACAGGUGACCUGUGAGUACGUUUUUGCAGGAGGUGCAACAGUCCCUCAAAGAGUGCACACAGUUGUUGUCUCACUUCAGCAUUCUGAGAAGAUUGCAGUUGAAACACUCCGUGAGGAAAUUAAGAACAAGGUGAUAAAUGAAGUCAUUCCUGCACAAUAUUUGGAUGAAAGAACUGUUAUACACAUCAAUCCUUCUGGACUCUUCAUAAUUGGUGGACCACAGUCGGACGCGGGCCUGACGGGUCGCAAGAUCAUUGUGGACACGUACGGCGGUUGGGGCGCGCACGGAGGCGGCGCCUUCUCCGGCAAGGACUUCACGAAGGUUGACCGCUCGGCCGCCUAUGCCGCUCGCUGGGUCGCCAAGUCGCUCGUGCGCGCAGGCCUGUGCCGUCGCUGUAUGGUGCAGGUCGCCUAUGCUAUUGGUGUUGCUGAGCCAUUAUCUAUCACUGUCUUCGACUACGGCACUUCACACAAGACGCAGCAAGAAUUACUUGCUAUUGUACAAAAGAACUUUGACCUACGACCAGGAAAAAUAGUCAAGGAACUAAAUCUCCGAGCACCAAUCUAUCAGAAAACAAGUACAUAUGGACACUUUGGCCGAGAGGGUUUCCCAUGGGAGAGCCCCAAACCCCUUGUCGUAGAUUGACUUGUAAUGUGAACACCUAGAAUAUUGUAAAUAUUUCAUCAGUUUAUUUUGAACUCUUUGUCUACGUGUGUUUCUGUAGAACGAGAGCCAGGCCGCCAUUGCUGACGACUCUCUAUAGACAUAGACUAUUAUUAUUUGUUAAUACGACCAAUCUCGCGGAUGAUAGUGACAGUGUUGACCAUUUGCCAUUCUUUGCGCGAUUCAGUUUAUUAUUAAGUAUUCUUUAAAAUUUGAUUCAUGGCCGUAACGGGUGCCGUCAUUUAUGAAUUUGAGUUAGUUCGGGACAAACGAGGCAGUCCUAUUCAUGUAAUAAUUUGCCUGCCAUAUAACAUAUCUGUAUUGUUUUUAAAUUGUAUCCCGUUUUUUUUUCUUGUUUUGUCACAUUUUACAUUGACAAAGUUUCGCAAUUUAAACAAUGGACUGCCAAUAUAUAUCUCGAAUGAUUUUCAUUGUGAGUGAGCUUGUGAUAAUGUUAGUGCUAUGAUGUUCCUGUAGAGUAGACUACUUUCUCGGUUGCGUCACAGUAGAGCGAGUUAGAGGGACGAUGCAAUAUCGUCUCGCUUUUUCUCGCUUUACUGCAAAUAUAGUACUGUGGAGUAAGGCAAUAUUUUCAGUCUUAAGCAUACUAAUUACUACAUAAGGUACUAAGUGUCGAAUACUUAGUUGUAAGUGCACCUAAUAAAAAAUAGCCCGCGUCGCCUUCUGCGCAGUACAAUUUGUGUUGUGUUUCUGAAAAGGAUUCGACGUGGAAAAGAGCCAUUUUGAAAACACACCGACUCAUCCGGGGCAGUAGUACACUGUGCAUUUAAUACAAUAUCGAUUAUGAUUCCGCCAGUGAUAAGCGUAGUCGUAAUAUCUCUACAUUAAAUGAAAUUAUCUAUAAAAUUAUCCUAGACGUUCUGUAGGGCGGGUAGAGUUCAUUUCGAUUAUAUUUUUCGACCUGUUGAAGUUUGUAAUUCCUAAAUUCUGUGUAUUUUCAAUUUGUCUGAAUGUGGAGUUUUAAACUAAUAUUAAACUGUGUUUUCCCGGCACACUAUCGGGAAUUUGAAA
Vanessa tameamea is the source of this 2372-nucleotide messenger RNA. RefSeq names its product S-adenosylmethionine synthase (gene Sam-S). The record is from RefSeq and is a predicted model, not a curated record. The transcript is spliced from 10 exons. Gene Ontology annotation, biological process: S-adenosylmethionine biosynthetic process. Gene Ontology annotation, cellular component: cytosol. NCBI's taxonomy places the organism in Eukaryota, Metazoa, Arthropoda, Insecta, Lepidoptera, Nymphalidae. The coding region runs from base 108 to 1322 and encodes 404 amino acids. Gene Ontology annotation, molecular function: ATP binding; methionine adenosyltransferase activity.